Triticum turgidum subsp. durum (durum wheat) is the source of this 552-nucleotide messenger RNA. The record is from the annotation of a GenBank genome assembly. Lineage: Eukaryota; Viridiplantae; Streptophyta; Magnoliopsida; Poales; Poaceae.
AUGUCAAGACAACACGUCAAAGUAAGUUUAUUAGAAAUCAAAGGAGGGAGAAUAAGGGAAGAUAUUACCAUAGGGACCAGAUCGGAGCACCAUUCUCCAAAAAACAACAUGGAUGUGGUGGUGAAGAGAGAGGAGACGAGGCGUGAGGCCAGUGACGGCGAAUGGCCCACGGCUGGCGGCGGCGUCUCCAUGAGGGCCGGCCUGCUCCUUCACCCUCCGGCUUCCUACCUCUUUCCUGUAGCCUCAGCCAUGGCAACGGCCGAAAGUUGCUUGUCCUCAUCGCCCCCUCUCCCAUGCUCCUUCACCUCAACACCGGACUCUGCUAACCUGCGCCCGAUCUGGAACCAGGCGCCGCCGACGGCAACAUAUACAACGGAUAGAAGGAACGCGAGGUGGAAGGGCAGCGUGGUGGAGAAGCAGCAGCAGUGGUGGAGUAGGAGUAGCAGGCGGCGGCGAGGAUCCAUGAGGCAGGAGAGGCUAUGGGGAUCGAGGGGAAUAGCGGCUAGGGUUCGUGCGGCUGCUGGUGCGGGAGUGGGACCGAGGCAAAGAUAG